Candidozyma duobushaemuli is the source of this 1038-nucleotide messenger RNA. It is a transcript of the gene THI13, whose product is annotated as 4-amino-5-hydroxymethyl-2-methylpyrimidine phosphate synthase. Gene Ontology annotation, biological process: thiamine biosynthetic process. The record is from RefSeq and is a predicted model, not a curated record. NCBI's taxonomy places the organism in Eukaryota, Fungi, Ascomycota, Pichiomycetes, Serinales, Metschnikowiaceae. The coding region runs from base 1 to 1038 and encodes 345 amino acids. The transcript has a single exon.
AUGUCUACUGAAAAAGUAUCUUUUUGUCUCAACUGGCAGGCCACGCCCUACCAUAUCCCCGUGUACCUCGCUCAAUUGAAGGGCUACUUCAAGGAGGAAAACGUGGAUGUUUCUAUUUUGGAGCCUUCCAACCCAUCCGACGUCACUGAGCUUAUCGGCUCUGGCAAGAUCGACAUGGGACUCAAGGCCAUGGUCCACACCUUGGCUGCCAAGGCACGUGGUUUCCCUGUCACUUCUGUGGGCUCUCUUUUGGACGAACCUUUUACCGGUAUUUUGUACUUGGAAGGUUCUGGCGUCACUGACGAUUUCAAGUCCUUGAAGGGCAAGAGAAUCGGCUAUGUUGGCGAGUUCGGCAAGAUCCAGGUGGACGAGUUGACCAAGCACUACGGCAUGUCGCCAGACGACUACACUGCCGUCAGAUGCGGCAUGAACGUGGCCAAGUACAUCAUCGAGGGUAAAAUCGACGCUGGUAUUGGCAUUGAGUGUAUCCAGCAGGUGGAGUUGGAGGAGUACCUCAAGGAGUCAGGCCGGUCCGCCUCCGAGGCCAAGAUGCUCAGAAUCGACGAAUUGGCCGAGUUGGGCUGCUGCUGCUUCUGCACCAUUCUCUACAUCUGCAACGACACCUUCUUGAAAGAGAACCCCGAAAAGGUUCGCCGCAUCAUGAAGGCGCUCAAAAAGUCCACCGACUACAUGCUCUCCAACCCCAAGGAGGCCUGGGACUUGUACUGUGACUUCAAGCCGCAGAUGACCUCCAAGCUCAACGGCAAGAUGUUCGAGCGGUGCUUUGCCUACUUCUCCGACUCCUUGUACAACGUGCACCGUGACUGGAGAAAGGUCAAUGCAUACGGCAAGAGAUUGGACAUUUUGCCUGCCGACUAUGAGCCCAACUACUCCAACGAGUAUCUUUCCUGGGAGGAGCCUGCCGAGGUUGCCGACCCAUUGCAGGCUCAGAAGUUGAUUGGCAAGAUCCAGGAGGAAUGUAAGGCUUGCGGAGGCUACAGACGUUUGGACGCCAGCGUUGUGGGUGCUUCUGCUUAG